Molecule: messenger RNA, 3642 nt
Organism: Prorocentrum cordatum
Lineage: Eukaryota; Dinophyceae; Prorocentrales; Prorocentraceae
Source: the annotation of a GenBank genome assembly
CGGCGCUUGCGAGGCAGCUCGCAGGUCCGGCGCUGGUGGCAGAUGCUGAGCGAGGUGAGCACCGGCCCGAGCUCCAAGCGCAAGAUCGCGCUGGCCGCCCGCGAGGCGACCCGCGGCGCUCCAGGGGCGAUCGGGCGGUUUGUCAGGAAGACGUGCGCUCCAGCAGACUCCGCGGCGAGCUUCGCGCGGCUGCGCGAGGUGAUACCGUUGCCAGUGCCUGGCGCCCCGCUCUUCGAGAAGCACCGCGCCGCACGGUGCCGGGGCCGGCAGUUCGCCGAGCGCGAGCUGGAGGGGGCAGUUUUCCAGGGGCAAGCCGGCGCUCUGGGCGUCGUUGGCCGCGCCUGCGCAUACUUCGCCAGGGGCGCAGCCUCGACGUUCGAGCUCCCCGACUGGAACGAGGUCAUCGCGGCAAAGAACAUCUCCUACGCCUCGGUCGAGGCGCUCGACAUCGCGGACCCGCAGGUGGGCGCUUGGCUGGCUGGCCCAGCGCUGGCCCUCCUUCCUCGGGCAGAACGGCCGCAGGAUGUCCCGCGUGCGGCGAUCCAGGUCGAGCCCAGGCAGGAGUGGUACCAGAUCGGGGCCAAGCUGGUUGAGCUUGGACGCGCGACGCCUAUCGCCGAGGACCGCGUCUUCAAGGUCGGGGGCCGGAAGGUGCUGGCAGGGCCCUUUGGCGCUGCCAAAGGUGGGGCGCCCUCGCCAGGCCAGGCGCGCGCCCGGCGGCUCAGCGUCAACAUGGUCCCAGCGAACAGCUUCCAGUGCAUCAUGAGAGAGCCAUCCCGCUUCCAGAGGGCCCACCUGGCGCUGCGGGUCAUCCCGAUGGGCUGGAUCAGCGCAGUCACGGUGUUCCAGCACUGCCACCGGCGCCUGGGCUGCGGCGCGCGCCCACUUGCGGCUGGCUUGGAGUGGCGCGAGGACCAGCCGCUCCCGUUCAAGUCGAAGGUGCUCGAGCAGCAGUGCGUCCAGUACUGCAAUGGCGACUGGGGCCACGGCGAAGUAGCGUCCAGCUGCUACUGGGGCAGAGGGCCGCCUACCGCCUACCACCGAUCGGGGACCAAUGUCGCGCCCGACAAGGCCAAGCACCGUGCAUUGGUGCUCGAGAGGAUGUGCGCUGGGCUCGACGGGGCCUUCGGGCGAGUUGGCGUCACCACCGAGGAGCUGCACCUGCUCGUGGGGUUCAUCCUCUGGGCCAUGGGCCAGUCGGCGCUGUCGCCCCAGGCGAUGCUCAAUGUGUUGGGCCGGUGUGUCAGGGCUGCGGAGUUCAGGCGGCCUUUCAUGGGCUUCCUCAACAGCGUGUGGGCGGCUGGCAGCUGGGCUCGACCGCGGCCCGCCCUGCUGGGCAUCUGCGACGAGCUCCCGGGUUUCGCCUUCGCGCUGCCGCUCGCCUUCACCGCCCUGCGCGCCCGCAUCGACGCGUGCGUUUCCGCGACGGGCGCCAGCGAGCACGCCGGGGGCAUCUGCUACGCGAUCGGGCUCAGCGAGCAGGGCGUCGCCUGUGCCAAGGGCGAGGCGUCGGCAGCGGCGCUGCGGCCGGGGGCCAUCUCGGCGCCCGUGCAGGGGGUUGACCCCGCGGCUCGCCGGCUGGCGCGGCGGCGCUGGGCCGGCGUCGUCGAGCCGGGGAACAUCGAGGCCGUCGGCGCCAAGCGGUUCUCCGAGAUGCGGUUCCGCGAGGGCCCGCGGUCGAGGCUCUUCUACCGCGUCCCGGAGCUGAUCGAGGCAGCGGAGGCCGCCUUCCCCAAGCGCACCAUGUGGCUCGUCGAGAACGUGUUCAGCAUGUCCCUGGAGUCGCGGGCAGAGUUCUCACGGGUCCUGGGAGUGGCGCCGAUCUUCCUGGGCGCCAGGUUCCUCGCCCGCGUCAGGCGCCCGCGGCUGUGCUGGCGCUCGUGGCCGGUCGUGUCUUUCCUCGCCUCGGACGCCGCGGUCGGCGCCAGCGAGGGCGCGGCGGCCCGCUUCAAGGUCGCGCUCGCGGUGAAGCUCGAGCGAGCCCCCCCAGCGGCGGCGCAGCGGCGGGUGGCAGACGGCUACCGCUACCAGGUCAACAACUACGAGGACGGCAGUCUGGUCCGGGACGCGCAGCGUGAGCGGGGCCGGCUGCGCGCGCCAGAGGAGCGCGGAGCGCUGAUGGGAUUCGACCACCUCUACUUCCAGGCCGCUGCAAAAGAUAACACCGCCCCAUCAGAGCGCGAUGUCACCAUCGAGUCCCUGAUUGGGAACACGUUCUGCUCCCAGGUCAUCACGUAUCCUCUCGGCUCGUGGCUUGCUCGAGUGGGAGUGAUCUGCGCGGCCAUGCCGGGUCAGAGCUGCCUUGCCGUGGGCGCCUGCCAGUCGAACUGGAACGUCGCCCCCGACUUCCAGCGGCCAGGGCAUCGCGACCCCCAGCUGGAGCGUGGCCUCAUCGUGGAGUUCCUGCGGGUGGCCGACCGUGGGGGCGCCGACGUCCGACUGGGCGCUGGUGCGCCGUGCCGCGCCCGUGCGUGGCCGCGGGCUGUCCUCCGCGCUCACCUCCGGGCCUGGCGGAUCGCCAAUGGCUUCCGCUGGCAGCGCGCGGCUCACAUGUCGGCGCUGGAGCUGGAGGCCGUUGUUGCAGGCGCGCGCUGGAGGUGCAGGGCGGUCGAGGGCCGCCGCUGCAGGUGCCCGCGCAUUCUCGAUGCCUACGCGAUCGCUGCCGUCAACACCAAGGGCAGGUCGAGCGCGCGGGCGCUUCAGCCUGCCCUCCGCAGGCUCAACUCCCUGCUCCUCGCGACGGCCGGAUGCCCGCUCCACGGCUACUGCGACACGGGCGACAUGCCCGUGGACGCGCUGUUGCGGCGGAGGUUCGGCAGCAACGAGGGCGAAGCAGGCAGCAGCCAAGACAGCGGCGAGGCGUGCUUCAGCGAGGGCCACGCCCCUGCGGGAGUGUCCGCCUUCAUCGAGAGCCGGUGGCUGAAUGGCGGCUCCUUGUUCGAGGUGAACAAUGCAGUUGCGGGCGUUGCUCGCGAGUUCCCGCCGGUGCGAGGGCACCACAAGGAGAGCUGGCGCCUCGCCAAGACGCGGCAGCGUCUGGAGCCAGAUGGCCGGGCACUGCCGAUCGGGCCACUCAUUGCCGCAGCGUGCGAUGGGGCGUUUGCAGCUGUGGGCCAGCUUGGCGCUGCGGCGACGCUCGCGGCGGGUUUUGACAUUUUCCUUCGGACAGGCGAGAUGACUUCGCUCGCUUGGUCCGACGUGCAGCUGUACCCAGCCCGGCGCAAGGCCGUGCUGCAGUUGCGUAGUACCACGAGCCAGCGCCAGACCGGUGCCCGCGAGUUCGUGCUUGUGCGGAGCGCAGUGGCGGUUGCGCCCCUGGCCAAAGCCGAGGCCAAUGCUCGACAGAGUGACUUGUGUCUCGGGAUGGAGCCGAAUUGCUUCGUUCGCAUUUUCAGCCAGGUGCGCGAGCUGCUAGAGCUGCAAGACACCAAGCUGACCUUGCACAGCUGGAGGCGGGGCGGAGCCUCCGCCGUCUUCCACGGCCGCGGCUCGAUGGGGCAUGCGCUGUUCCGCGGCAGGAGGGCCCCUGCGAGAACGGCUCGCCUGUAUGUCCAAGACGCCGUCGCCGAGGCCGCGCAGCCCAGCCCCUCGCCUUUGCAGCGCCAGCGCUGCGAGCUGCUCGCCGCCCGUCUGCGAGCGACG